Molecule: messenger RNA, 2457 nt
Organism: Podarcis lilfordi (Lilford's wall lizard)
Lineage: Eukaryota; Metazoa; Chordata; Lepidosauria; Squamata; Lacertidae
Source: the annotation of a GenBank genome assembly
AUGGAUGUAAUGGAAGUAAAGCAAGCAGAGAGAACAAGGGAGAUCACCAAGAGGCAAGUACUGUUUCUGUUCAUAUUCUGGUCUGUGUUCUGCUGCCAGGUAGUGUCUGAGAAGGUUCAGUAUUCAGUUCCAGAGGAAGCAGAGCAGGGCUCCUUUGUGGGGAACCUUGUUAAAGAUCUGGGGUUGGAUGUCAGAGAGCUGUCAAAGCGCAAGCUUGGUAUUUCUUCAGAAAAGCAAUUCUUUGAUCUGAAUGAACAAAAUGGCAACCUGUAUGUGAAUGAGAGAAUAGACCGGGAAGAGAUUUGUGGUAAAUCAUCUACUUGUGUCCUCAAAUUAGAAGUUGUGGCACACAAUCCUUUGAAUAUUUUCCACGUAAAUAUUUUUAUCCAGGACAUCAAUGAUAAUGCUCCACAUUUUCAGAAUGAAAAUAUUGAGCUUAAAUUUAGUGAAUCUACUCUGCCAGGAACUCGAUUUGCUCUUGGAAAUGCUGAAGAUGAUGAUAUCGGAAUGAACUCCCUCCAGAAUUAUCAAUUGAGCUCAACUCCAUAUUUCAAACUAGAAAUUCAAGCUGGCAAUGAUGGUGGCAAAUAUGCAGAAUUAAUAUUGCAGAAACAACUGGACAGGGAAAAGGAACAGAUGCACCAUAUGGUCCUUACAGCCAUGGAUGGUGGAGAACCUCCAAAAACCGGAACAGCCAAAAUAUUGGUAACAGUUAUUGAUAUUAAUGACAAUGUCCCUGUUUUCACCCAGACAAUCUAUAAAGUGAGCCUGAAGGAGAGUGCACCCAAAGGAACCUCUGUGCUUCAAGUCAAAGCAUCUGACAGUGAUGAAGGGUCAUAUGCUGAGAUCACUUAUACUUUCAGUGACAUCCCAAAAACAGCCAAGCAGAAGUUUCAUCUGGAUCCCAGAGACGGAACAGUUACACUCAUAGAAAGUGUUGAUUUUGAAGAAAGUCAAUAUUAUGUGAUGAUAAUUCAGGCAAGUGAUGGAGGAGGCUUGGCGGCACAUUGCAAUGUGGAGAUUGAGGUUCUUGAUGAGAAUGACAAUGCUCCAGAUGUGAUCCUUACCUCCGUGUCCAGCCCAGUUCCAGAAGAUGUCACUUCUGGAGCUGUGAUUGCUCUCAUUAAAGUUCAGGACAGGGAUUCUGGGGAUAACGGAGAAGUCACCUGUCACCUGAAGGAACUUGUACCAUUCCUGAUAGUCUCAUCUUCAGAUAAUUACUUCAAGCUUCUCAUAGAUGGUGCCCUUGACAGAGAAAGGACUCCAGAGUAUAAUAUUACAAUCACAGCCACAGACAAAGGCACACCUCCACUCUCCACACACAAAACCAUAUCAAUACAGAUCUCAGAUAUCAAUGAUAACCCACCAGCCUUUGAAAAAUCUUCCUACACUGCCUACGUUCCAGAAAACAACCCAUCUGGAGCUUCAAUUUUCCACAUCAAGGCCUCUGACCCAGAUCUGGAUAGAAAUGCCAGAAUCACUUACUCCAUCCUUAACAGCAACAUCAAGGACUUGCCUCUGUCCUCCUAUGUCUCCAUUAACUCUGAGACCGGGAUCAUCUAUGCCCAACGCUCCUUUGACUAUGAGCAAUUCAGGGAGUUUCAGAUUCAAGUGAAGGCCCAAGAUGGAGGUUCUCCACCACUCAAUAGCAGUGCCACAGUGACAGUAUGUGUUUUGGACCGAAAUGAUAACGCUCCGCAGAUCCUGUACCCCUCACAAUCAACAGAGGGUUCACCUUUCUUUGAGAUGGUGCCUCGGUCAGCUGAGUCGGGUUAUCUGGUGACGAAGGUGGUGGCCGUGGACUCUGAUUCGGGACACAAUGCCUGGCUCUCCUUCCAUCUCCUGCAGGCCACAGAGCCCUCACUCUUCAGCAUUGGCUCCCACACAGGAGAGGUGCAAACAGUCCGAGCAUUACUCGAGAGAGAUGCAGUGAAGCAGAGGCUGGUCAUCCUGGUGAAGGACAAUGGGCACCCUCCUCUCUCAGCCACCACAACUUUGAGCCUGGUGUUUGCUGAGAACUUCCAGGAGGCUCUUCCAGAAAUGAACUCCCAACCAAAUGACUCAGAGUAUCAGUCUGAUCUACAGUUUUAUUUGGUAUUGGCCUUGACCUUGGUGUCCUUUCUGUUCCUGGUGACGGUGAUUCUGACCAUUCUGAUGAAGCUUCGAAGGUCAAGGAGUCCCACUUUCCUUCAGUGCUUUAUUCCUGACCCCCAUUCAAAGGCUGGUGCCAUAUUCCCACCCAAUUAUGAGGAUGGAACUUUGCCUUAUUCCUACCAGGUCUGUCUGUCCUCUGAAUCCAGGAGGAAUGAGUUGACAUUCCUGCAGCCCACUGUCCAAAUAGCAGAGAACAUCCUUUGCAAUGGCAACUCUGACAUUUCUUUGAUGGUCAGUGGAGGCAAUUUAAUUUCUGAAAAGGAAAAUGACAGCACGGUGAGUUAUAUUGCAUGUUCCUUAUAG